AAGCAGUGGCGGUCUACAGCUGACACGUGGGGGAUGAGGCGAGGGACUGACGUAUUUGUUUACAUCCGUCAGCUGAUCGAACUCGUGACCGUCAGAGGUUGCGAGUCACUUACAAGCAACUUUACACAUUUAUAUUUGUUACAUCUAUUGCUUUGAUUUGCGUAUUACGUAAGAUGUAAAGUUAUGAUGAAGUGAUGAUAAUUACAGUUCGAUCUCUGAGGCGCGGAUACUGAAGUGUAUUUACAUCUUUGGCGUGUGUUGUGGGCGUUCCCUCCACUCUUUUUAUACUCUUUUAUUUAAUUCUGUAAAUUGGAGCGGAAGAUGGAGGAUAAACUACAGCAAAAUAAGUUGUUGGAGGAAAUGGCAAAAGACUACGCGCCCUACUUUAAAGUAGACACAACAUCAGAGAAAGCCCAGCUGGACCGCGAACUGGAGGCAAUGUUGAUCCGUCUGGAGGAGUAUGGAAGUUUACUGGAACGAACCCGCAGUGAGAGUCGGCACACACUGGAUGUCCUGGUUCCUCAAAUCUAUUCUCACUACCAGUCACUGCAGAGAACAUUCCAGACCAUUGACCAGCUGGAGGUACUGGUGGGAAGAGUGAAGGAAGACUUGACCAAGAUGGAGAAGGCAGUGAGUAAAGCAGAAAGUCAGCUUGGGUCAACUCAAGGCUUCACCACAGUCAUGAAGCCUUUCUUUUUUAUGUCUCACCAGGUUCAGGAGAGGCCAUCAUCAUCACAGCUUACUUUUGAGCCUCCAGAUAUUUUUAAAACAGAAGAUUAUUUUGUGGAAGACUCAGAAACUCCUAUCUCUGUAUCUUCAAGACCAUAAUUAAUUUGUGUGUGUGUGUGUGUGUGUGUGUGUGUGUGUGUGUGUGUAUAUACCUGUGAUGAAAGCAUAGUAUGACAUAUUGCCAUAGAUGUUAUUUAUGAAUGUAAGAAAUUAGAACAAAAAACUAUAACUCACUAUUUUCUUGUUAUAUAUUUAACAUCUGGUGAGGACAGCCUUAUGUAUUUAUGAAGCUAAAAGAUGUAUAAUUCACAAAUUUACCUGAAAUAAAACUUAGCAAAGAUC
Molecule: messenger RNA, 1071 nt
Organism: Scylla paramamosain (green mud crab)
Lineage: Eukaryota; Metazoa; Arthropoda; Malacostraca; Decapoda; Portunidae
Gene: Blos4
Product: biogenesis of lysosome-related organelles complex 1 subunit 4-like
Exons: 5
Coding region: 322-828 (168 amino acids)
Cellular component (GO): BLOC-1 complex
Source: RefSeq, a predicted model, not a curated record